Equus quagga is the source of this 8011-nucleotide messenger RNA. RefSeq names its product fibroblast growth factor receptor substrate 2 (gene FRS2). Bases 2550 to 4076 code for a protein of 508 amino acids. Gene Ontology annotation, biological process: cell surface receptor protein tyrosine kinase signaling pathway. The record is from RefSeq and is a predicted model, not a curated record. The transcript has 11 exons. Gene Ontology annotation, cellular component: cell-cell junction; cytoplasm. Lineage: Eukaryota; Metazoa; Chordata; Mammalia; Perissodactyla; Equidae.
GGCCGGAGAGGCCUUGCGGGCACAGCCGCGGAGGCUCGGUAGGCUCCUAGGGCUCCUGCCGGGUCGGAGCCCGGGACCUGCGAGCGCCCGCCACCCGCGCCCCGCCCCCGCCGCGCCGGGCCGACGAAAUGACCGUUAAGAAGUAGAUGCCCAGAUGCAAAAGUGAUGAAACAGUCAAUUUGUCAUAAAGUAAGAUGCAGCUGUGGCUUUGCAACAAGAUUAGAACAAAAUUGUAUCUAUUUUUCUCAGAAGAGUGUUCCACAAGAGAAAACAGAAAUGAGAGGAAUCUGGUUUAAAUUGCAGUACAAGGAAUUUAGAUUAGACAUAAAGAGUUUCCAGAAAAUAAAGUACCAGAUAUUGAAGUGAUUUUCACCUUUCGCUUCUGAGCCUUUCACUAGUGGGAAGAAACAGAAGAGAGCUCAGAAGUCGUGGAGAGUAUCUGAGGCAUCGUGUCCCAAAGUCAAAGGCAAGAUGCCACCAUCCAUGGGUUAUGCUCACUCCAGGAGUGCUGUGGCCUAUCAGUUAGGUGGAACUCAGAAUGUGUUUUCUUGUAGAAAGUAUCCUUUUAAAUGAGGCACAUAACGUUGUUUAACCCCUGAUACAACUGGCAUGCUGGAUGUUUGCACUGAAAAACAGUAAAAGCAAGCAAAAACUUCACAGUCCUUGGCAGUACUAAUAAUCAAAGUAAUUAAAACAGUAAACCUGAAUAUAUAUUGAAUCCUCAAAAAGAGGUCUGGAGAGGAUUCUGGGAAGAUGGCAGAGCAGGAGGUGUCAGGAAUUUGUCUCCACACCUAGGCGACAGUUGUACUGGCAGAAUCUGAUCUAACUGUUUUGGAACUCUGGAGUUAUUGAAGAAUUGCAACUGCCAAGAGAAGGCUCGGAUGUAAAUUGAAAUCAAUUUUGGUCGGUUUCAGCUCUUAGCACAGUAGCAGCUACCCACCUCCCCCACCCUCAGACCUAGGCAGGCAGCUCCCCAUCCCCGGCUCCCAGGCCGGUGCAGCUUACACCCAGCUUGAGAGCCAGGGUAGGCAAGAAGGGCCCUCUCCUCUGAAUUUUAGGAAUCUGUGCUUGGAGGCUGCUGCUCCUCAUCACGGAGGUCAGACGUUGUUGCACCUCUCCCAUCGUCGUCGGCUUCUCUCCUUCCUGCCGAAGUGACUUCCAGGGAUUUAAAGGGCUAACACCCUUUUUUGCUCUGUUCAUUUUCCUCUUUUUCCCCUUUUGGGAGCCGGACGUUAAAGACUAGGACAUUGAAAAAACAGUCACAUGUACAGGGAAAGUUAGGAGGUGACCAUGCAUGUCCAGAAAAGGCUCAGAAAAGACCUGAGAAGACACUAGAGGCUGGCCAUUGGCACAGAGACAUCCUACAACAGUCAAAAAAAUAAAAACAAUAGCAAAAAUGGCAAGCCCUGGGGACGGGGAGAGUCUGAUUUCCAGACUUACCACAUUAUUAGAUUCAAAUGUCCAGUGUGCAACAAAAAAUCACAAGGCCAAGAAACAGGAGGAAAGUAUGGACCAUUUGAAGGAAAAAAAUUAAUCAACAGAAACUGUCCCUGAAAAAGACCUUAAGGCAGAUGUAUUAGGCAAAGACUUUAAAACAACUGUUUUAAGUAUGCUUACAGACCUAAAAGAAGGUGGGGAAAAGUCAGGAAGACAAUGUAUGAAGAAAAGAAUAUUGAUGAAGAGAGAAAACCGAAAAAGAAACCAAACAGAAAUUCUGGAGCUGAAUAGUAAAACAACUAAAAUGAAAAAUUCAGUAGAAGGAUUCGGAGGCAGAUGUGAACAGGCAGAAUACAGAAUCAGCAAACUUGCAGAUAGGACAGUGGAAAUUACCAAGUCUGAGGAACAGAAAGAAAUGUGAUUGAAGAAAAGUGAACAGAGCCUAAGAGACCGAUGGGACACCAUCAAGUGGACCAACGUACAUAUUGUGAGAGUCCUAGAAACAAAGAGAGACAUUUGAAGAAAUAAUGACUGAAGACUGUCCAAAUGUGAUGAAAGACAUGAAUAUAAACAUCCAAGGAACUCAUCGCUCUCCAAGUAAGAUUAACUCAGAGAUACCACCAAGACACAUUAUAAUCAAAGUUCCAAAAGCCAAAGAUGAGGAAUCUUGAAAGCAGCAAGAGAGAAGCAGUCAAUCACAUAGGAAGCAUCCUCGAUAAGAUUAUCAGCAAAUUGCUCAUCAGAAACUUUGGAGGCCAGAUGGCAAUGGGCUGAUAUAUUCAGAGUGCUAAAGGAAAACAACUGUCAACCAAGAAUUCUGUAUUCAAAAAUGAGGGAGAAAUUACGACAUUUCCAGAUAAGCAAAAGCUGAGAGAGUUCCUGACCACUAGACCUGCCCUGCAGGAAGAGCUGAAGGGAGUCCUGCAGGGUGAAGGAAAGGAUGCCAGACAGUAUCUUGAAGCCGGAUGGAGAAGUAGAGAUCUCAAUAAAGGUUAGGCCAGCAAACAAAGACAACAUGGUGUUUUGAAGUAUGAUUGAACUCCUGAUGCUGCAGCAGAGGCUAGGAGUAUUAAUGGCCAGAUCUAGUGUUCACAUGGUCUUCUGAAGAAGCCAUGGGUAGCUGUUGUAGCUGUCCAGAUAAAGACACUGUCCCAGAUAACCAUCGGAACAAGUUUAAGGUCAUUAAUGUGGAUGAUGAUGGGAAUGAGCUAGGUUCUGGCAUAAUGGAACUUACAGACACAGAACUGAUUUUAUACACUCGCAAGCGUGACUCGGUGAAAUGGCAUUACCUCUGCCUGCGACGCUAUGGCUAUGAUUCGAAUCUCUUUUCAUUUGAAAGUGGUCGAAGGUGUCAAACUGGACAAGGGAUCUUUGCCUUUAAGUGUGCCCGUGCAGAAGAGUUAUUUAACAUGUUGCAGGAGAUUAUGCAAAAUAAUAGUAUAAAUGUGGUGGAAGAGCCGGUUGUAGAAAGGAAUAAUCAUCAGACAGAAUUGGAAGUCCCCAGAACACCUCGAACACCUACAACUCCAGGAUUUGCUGCUCAGAGCCUGCCUAACGGGUGUCCCCGAUACCCCUCCUUUGGAGACGCCUCGUCCCGUCCCUCCAGCAGACACCCCUCUGUGGGAAGUGCCCGCCUGCCCUCCGUUGGGGAGGAGUCUACACACCCUUUGCUUGUGGCUGAGGAACAAGUGCACACCUAUGUCAACACUACAGGUGUGCAAGAAGAGCGGAAAAACCGCACAAGUGUGCAUGUCCCAUUGGAGGCAAGGAUUUCUAAUGCUGAAAGCAAUACACCAAAAGAAGAACCAAGUAAUAUUGAGGACAGGGACCCUCAGAUUCUUCUUGAACCCGAAGGAGUCAAAUUUGUCUUAGGACCAACCCCUGUUCAAAAGCAAUUAAUGGAAAAAGAGAAACUGGAGCAACUCGGAAGAGAUCCAGUCAGUGGAGGUGGUGCAAAUAGCACAGACUGGGACACUGGCUAUGACAGUGAUGAACGAAGAGAUGCACCUGCAGUCAGUAAGCUGGUGUAUGAAAAUAUAAAUGGGCUAUCCAUCCCUAGUGCCUCAGGGGUCAGGAGGGGUCGUCUGACAUCCACCAGUACCUCAGAUACCCAGAAUAUCAACAACUCAGCUCAGAGAAGAACUGCAUUGUUAAACUAUGAAAAUUUACCAUCUUUGCCUCCUGUUUGGGAAGCCCGCAAGCUAAGUAGGGAUGAAGACGACAAUUUAGGACCAAAGACCCCAUCUCUAAAUGGCUACCAUAGUAAUCUAGAUCCAAUGCACAACUAUGUAAAUACAGAGAAUGUCACAGUGCCGGCAAGUGCUCACAAGGUCGAAUAUUCACGGCGUCGGGACUGUACACCCACAGUCUUUAACUUUGAUAUCAGACGCCCAAGUUUAGAACACAGGCAGCUCAACUACAUACAGGUUGAUUUGGAAGGUGGCAGUGACUCUGACAACCCCCAGACUCCGAAGACGCCUACCACUCCCCUUCCACAAACCCCUACUCGGCGCACAGAGCUGUACGCUGUGAUCGACAUCGAGAGGACUGCCGCCAUGUCGAACCUGCAGAGAGCUCUGCCUCGAGACGAUGGCACGUCUAGGAAAACGAGACACAAUAGUACUGACCUGCCCAUGUGAGCCUGGGAAGCAUUAUGUUGUUUGCACCUUUGUGAAGUUUUUAAAAAGGAAGAUGCAAGUGCUUCAUUUUCAUUUCUAAACACUAACUCCUUUUAUAGACUUGAUAAAAUUUUUUUCUGAAUAUUUCAUGUGCUUCUUUAACUAAAGGGAAUUAAUAUAGAGCAGGUACUCAUUAAAGAACACUAAUUUCAUUAUCUACUACUCAUUAUUGUACAGCAGCAUUCCCAUUUUCACAGUGCCUAUUUAAAAUGAGAGUUGAAGUGAGUGACAUGCUGGUUGAUUUUUAUCAAUAUUAUGGACUUAUGCAUAUCAUUCAUGUUGAAGUCAUGGUUGGCAUUUGAAACAUUUUAUAAAACCUCUUGGUAAUGUGCAGUGCUAACAAAUAACUCUAGGCUUUGAAGGUACUAUUUGUAGAUUCACUCUUCAUGGUAUGUGGCCCCCAGCAUGUAAUACGAGGAAUCCUUUAUUUCAUUAAUUGUAGGCUUUUUGACUUGAGCCAAAACAGAUGGAAAGGAAGUAAAAGCACCACACCUCUGUGGAUGCCAGUCAGUUCCUUGCCUUCAGUGUUACUAGAAAGAGUCCUGUUUCCGUGAAUGCGGUUUGCUGUUGGUGUGUUGAAAGGCAGGAAGGAGACAAGAUUUUCUGUUCACUCAUCUCAUGAUGUCAUUUGAAGGGCAUGCCCAGAUUCUUAAUCAGAAUUACAAUAGGCUCAAGAAUCAGUCUCAGGUCACUUUAAAAGCAUUUGAAAAUCUGAACCAUGAUCUCUUGACAGUCCUUCUCUUGUGGAUUAUUAGCAGAAACAUUGUUUUCCAGAGGCGUUUUUGCCACUAGGUUGCCGUUUACCUUCCCUUUUUUCCUUUGGUGUUGGGGUGUCUUAUUUUGUUGCUUAAUGUCUUUUUCAAUUUGAAAUGUUUGAGUUUGUAUAUAGUUUUGAAAUUGGAUUGUGUGUUCAUUGUUGUUGAAUUUGCAUUUUUGUCCAUUUGUGGUUUUGAAGGUUCAUUUGGAAGUUGCUGUUAUCUACAACAGGGUUGCCCUUGUCCAGUAUUUAUUUAUAUGCUGUUUACUUUUCAAGUUGAUAAAAGCAUUCUCUCAAUUCUGAAUUUCACUUGUGUCCAUAGGUGAUCUCUUUAGCAGCUGAGGGAAAAAAGGAAGCUGUGUGUAGCAUGCAGAGUCCCUGAAGGUACUGUUGUUUCCUGGGUGGGCGCCCUCCCCAGCACCUUAGGAGUGCGUCCCUUAGUACCACACUGCAGUCGUCGCGCCCAGCGCAGUGCUCCUGGCUCUGUGUCCUUGCGCUCACGACUGGAGCUUAGAUUAUCCCUUGAUUUCAGUAGAAUGGUAAGACUAUUGCCAGCCUAGCAGGUACAGUGGAAGUCUUGUAGCAAUGAGAUUGUGUCAUAAUUUAGGAUUUAAAAUGAAUUGAAGUUUAUAUAAACUGAUGUGAAUCCAUAUGUCUAACUCUUGGAAAAGCAAAAUUUUCCAGUUUCCCAAACACUAGAGAAUACAAGAGAAAGUAGAGUGGAAAGAAGAUUAGGUAACCUCGCAAAAUAUUUUACUGUUUUCUCUAAACAUGAGGAAGUUUGAAAUUAUGAUCGGGAUCUACAGAUGUAACUAAGGUUAAUUUCGCUUGAAAUACAGCAUCCAACCUGUUCAGUAAAGAACCUAAUUAUAGAACAGUGAAUGGAUUAGCAGAAUAAUAGAGUGGGACCAUUAUAAAGAAGGUAAAUUAUUAAAGGUGUCUUUACCCUUUUCAGUGCUGUUGGUUUACGUGCAUAGCAGAAUCUUCUUUUCUCCCUGUGAACUUGGUGCUUACUAAAGUGCUCACUCUUCUGUCAAAAGAGAACAGUGGUAUAGGUGGGCCGUUUCCACUUUUAAUAUAUUGUCCCAUUUAUGCUUGCUUCGGAGUAGAUUGCUAAUCGUGCCAAAUUUAUGUGAUGAUUUUUGUAAUGUAGAAUAAGAAUUAUGAUGGAACCAGUACACCUGGUUUUCUCCAAAACAAGCAGUCAAGAAGAACAUUAACCUCCAAAUGAAAGGGCUGACCUAUUUAUUCAUUUUGGAGGUUGGAUACUUCAUUUUCUUUCUUUUGCUCAUCCUUUCCAUUUUUCCUUCCAGAUUCUAAUUAGUUUUUAUAUUUUUUAGGUAACUCCAAUAUAAUCAUUGCAGUUUAUGCUUUAAAUGCUGUGUGCUUUAAAAAUGAAAAUGGGACCAAUUUGUCUGCUAAGAAUUUGGUUUUAGGUACUAUGAGUAUUAGGAAGAUGUAUACAACUGGUGUUAAUUUCUAGAUGUCUCUGGAAAUCACCUGUGUUCCUAUUUAAUAAAAAGUAAUGUGGAACACUCCUUGUCCUUUGCAGUAGUCUAGUAUUGGGCAUUAAGCUCUGUGCUGGAAUAAUGUACUUAUUACUAGGUGCAUUUUAGAAUGAGAUAUUUUAUUGGGAUGUAAUUGUGGCCAUAUGUUUCAGAAUUUCUGAGACAGACCUAAUUUUAGAUAUUCUGUUCCGUUGAUAGACCAUGUGAUCCCACUUUCUGGUUUUAGAAAAAUAGUCAUUGUUCAUAUGUCUUUCCCAAAAUAGAGUCCUCUUUUAUUCAUAUAGAUCAUAACAGCUUUUAUCCCAGACCAGGGUUGGAAACUCAUGUGGGUAUGACCUGUGUUUUUUCUUAGUGUGUUUUAUUUCCCAGUUUCAUCUUCCUUUAAAAAUGAAAAUAUGGUGCCUUCCCUCCCUCCAGGAAGAUUGGCAAAUAGUUCCUAUUAUUUACUGCUGCUGUGGAGUGAUGAGAAAUGCACUUUACUCGUGAAGAUUCAGCAAAAAGCUUUUCACUUCCCAGUAUAUCCAGAGUAGAUCACAUUUGGGACUUAUGAAAAUUUGCCAAGCAGUCUUUGUUUUUAUAGUUAUUAAUGUUGACCCCACAGUUCAAUAUUAUGUCAGGCUACUGUUUGUUUAUUCUCCCCCUCCCCAAAAAAAAAAUCUGUGGCACAGCAAAUAAAAUGUACCUCAAUAAUGUUCUAUUAAAAGUGGGACGGGGCCUUAUGUUUUCAUAAUUUCCCAGUAAUGUGCCACCAUAGUCUUGCCUCAAGGUGAGGUUUUAACAACCAUAAAAGUACUUCCCACUACCCCCCGUGCUGUUCCUAACCCUUAAUACCCGUGUUUUGUGCAAUGUGUAGUGUGUGUGUAAAUAUAUAUGUGUGUGCACAUAUAUAUCUCCACACAUCCUUGAAAUAGACAUGCCAUCAGAGACGACAUUCAGAAGUACCUGAUGUACGGGCAUCUCAUUCAUACUUCUGAUAUGUGAGGUAUAUGGUACUAAUUACCUUUUCCCUCAUGUUUGCCAAAUUUGAAUAAAGGCAUUGGUACGAAAUUACAGAAUGUAUAGAAAAUGUUUUGGGCUUGAAAAAUUAACAAAUAUUUUAUGACAUACCACAGUGUACUCUCCCCAAACCAGCACCCUAUCUAACUUUCCUGUUCUUUACAUCCCUUUUCCCAUCCCUAGUCCCUUGUUUUUUGGGGGUGUAACACAGUUCUUUUGUAGCAGCGUUACAAUUGCAGUGCUGUGACAGUUGGACCAUAAUAGCAUGGAAAUGGACUGCUAUUAAAAGUACAGUAGUCACCGCUGUGCCACCUCUGCAUUAGUAAAUGCAGAAUAUGCAUUCUAGAAAGGAUAAAUUUUGUUAUGUUUUUAUUUUCCUUACGUUGUAUAAUAUUGUAAGAUUAUUGUAUGUCCUAAUUUGCAUUAUAAAUGUUUUUUCCUACGUAAAGGCAUAAAUAUAGCAACUUUGUAUAAAGGUAGCUUAUUAGAGUUUUAAUUUUUCUUUUAUAAAAAAUUGUCUAACAGUGGGACUACCAUUGCCAAAUUGUAUAUGAAAUAUGAAUUUUACCCCCUAUGGUUAGUUUCUUUUAUAAACAUUCCAUAUUUCUCUAAUAAAAGACAUAAGUGAUACUGUA